Messenger RNA from Beta vulgaris subsp. vulgaris (sugar beet), 1440 nucleotides. RefSeq lists its product as uncharacterized. Lineage: Eukaryota; Viridiplantae; Streptophyta; Magnoliopsida; Caryophyllales; Amaranthaceae. Bases 1 to 1440 code for a protein of 479 amino acids. Gene Ontology annotation, molecular function: nucleic acid binding; RNA-DNA hybrid ribonuclease activity. The record is from RefSeq and is a predicted model, not a curated record. The transcript has a single exon.
AUGAGUAAAGUAUUUGCCGAUCAACCUUUGCACCCUGGUUCUUCAAUAGCUACACUGCGUCCUAUGCGGAGUCAAUGUUCUUGGGGUGCGCGCGGGUUACUUCAAGCUGAGAAGUUGCUCCUGACAAAUUAUAGUUGGAAAAUUAGAUCCAAGUCUAGGUUACGUGCUGGCAAUGAGCGAUGGGUUCAUGGAAGGAUUCCCCUCUUUCGGGAUAUUGUCUCUCUUCACACUGCUGCUACUGUUUCCAUUGCGUCCCUCUUGUUGCCACACCAACAAGGAUGGAAUGUUUCUCGGCUUCAUUCACUUUUUCAUUCCAGCACAGUUCGUGAUAUACGUGCUCUUGAAGUACCACGACUCACAAACCAAGAGGACCUUUCUAUUUGGCCGUUUACUACUUCGGGCCAAUACACUACCAAAUCUGGUUACUAUUUCCUCUCUCGAAAUACCGAUAUCUACAGCAUGAACUCCCCUCUCAAUUCGGAGUUCUUUCGAAUUUUAUGGGGAUUGCGCAUCAUGCCAAAAUGGAAAUUAUUCCUCUGGAAACUGUACCAUAACGGGUUAGCAACAACAGCUAACCUUUCGUACCGUGGUCUGGCUAGUUCAGAUGGUUGUCCAAACUGCAAUUUGGAACCUGAGACAUGCCAACACCUUUUCCGUUUUUGUCAUCUAUCCACGUUAGCAUGGCAAACUAGCCAACUGAGUAUUAGUUCCAAUGUAACUCCCCUUGUGAGCUUUAAAGACUGGCUCAUUGCAUGGAUACACUAUUUCUACCAGCAGGAUGGAUACAAUGGCCAUCGUCUUCCAUUGUUUGUGGCUAUUUUAUGGGCUAUUUGGCAGGGACGGAAUCAAAAGGUUUUCAACGGAACAAUACCUGAUCUGCCUCUAAUCCGUUCACUUCAGGACAAAGGUAUCCAGCAACACUUUACCUUUCUGGCUACUCCUACUCCUCAACUUAAGAUCUUAAAUGAGGCACCAGGUCCUCCAGGGUUUCUUUUUGCACAUUUUGGGUUAACCUUCUCCGGGGUACCACAGUUACAGAUACAAGUGGAUGGGUCCUGGAAGAAGUCUUCUCCUUUGGCCGGUAUUGCCUGGGUUGUUGAUAACGUUAGUACUAACGCAAGGGAGGGCCAAGGUAGCUGCAUUUAUGCUGAGUUAGCCCUGGUGGCUGAAGCCCGGGCUUGUCUGGGGGCCUUGCUUUGGGCUCAAGCUCGGGGUUAUUAUCAAAUUUUGAUCUACACAGACUCCGAAAUCUUGGUACGGAGUUUGAUUCAUCAAGCCACACAACCUAUUUCAAUUGCCUGGACUCUCAACGACAUUCGAAUCCUGGGACAACAACUCCGAUGGUGUCGGAUUAUCAAAGCUAAUCGGCAACAGGUGCAGAGGGCGCAUGAACUGGCCAAUCAUGUUCGCCUAGGACAGAUACCAAUGGCCACCCUGUAG